Colletotrichum graminicola M1.001 is the source of this 1596-nucleotide messenger RNA. RefSeq lists its product as uncharacterized. The transcript has 2 exons. The coding region runs from base 1 to 1596 and encodes 531 amino acids. NCBI's taxonomy places the organism in Eukaryota, Fungi, Ascomycota, Sordariomycetes, Glomerellales, Glomerellaceae. The record is from RefSeq and is a predicted model, not a curated record.
AUGGGAGACAAGACCGAGAUGGCAUCAUGGAACGGUCUCCCCGUCGAGCUCAGGGGUCUCAUUCUCGAGCAUCUGGCAUUCAGCGCCGUCGCAGAGAGACGCUCGAGAAUCUGGAAGGCCAAGAGCAAACGCCAUGAUAUGGGCAGCUACGCCGUAGUGUGCCGCCAGUGGCAGGGGUUUAUCGAGAAGAUCAACUUCAGCAAUCUCGAGAUCAGCACCGCCAAGGACCUCGCCAGCUUUGACGAGAUACUCCAGGACCCAGCCCGCCGCUCCUACCUCCGCCGCGUCUCACUCCGCGUCGAGCUGCCGCGCUACCCCAACAAGCUCGCCAAGGUGCCCGAAACUGACAUCGAGCAGAACGAGAACGAAGUCGCCUUCACACAGGGCGUCUGGAACUUCUUCGACAUCCUGAGCAAGUGGGCGCCUUCGGCUUCGGACUUCGAGCUUGAGCUGAGCGCCGCCUCGCCCAGCGAUAAGAACAAGUACUUUGGCGAGAUGGGCCUGGACCAGGACGGCAACUCACGCUUCUUCGACCACGACCUCGACUUCUGCUUCAUCACUGCCGGUUGCGACCAGAUUGGACGACACGGCUUGCCCGAGGUUCCGGUCAUCAGCAGCUGCCAGAUCUUGCGCCGUAACCACCGCAACUUCUCAUCUCGUGCGCUCCUCACCAUUUUCUCAAGCCUGCCUCGGCUUCGGGAAGUUCGCUUUGAGCCGUGGCAUCAAGUAGACAUGGAGGCACAGUUGGAAGUCGACUCAGAUCACGCCCGGAGCCUUCCAUUCUGGCCGUCUCACAUCAAGCGGAUCAGCAUUUUUGAGCACUUCGACGCCUUUGCUGAUGGUGGCGAAGGCGAAUGGGAGGAUGCCGAUUCAGGCGAAGAAAAUGAGAUGGAAGCAAACCCGGACCCUGCCGCACCUGGUCCCGCCAUGGCCGAGGCCGACGACCUGGGCGAUGUCCCGAGAACGUCUUGCCCCAGUCUGGGUCACAACCUGGGCCAUCUCAGUCUUCAAGCCGAGGAAAUGGCUGUUUCAAACGUGUCCGACGCGAGCGACUUCUUCGAGGGAUUGAUUUCCCGUAACCGCUCGCCACCCGUGUGGAAGCACCUCCGUCGUCUUGCUCUGACGUCCAACAUGAUGAUUGAUGGUGUCGACGCCGAGCUGAUCAACAAUGUCCUUCGCACGGCGGCCAAUGCUGCAAAACACAUGCCGGCGUUGCAGAUUUUGGAGAUUUACAAGACGGAUCAGUUUGGGGGCGCCGUCUUCCGCUACAGCGUUGACUCGCUUUCAACGACAGCCUCCUGGGAGGGCACCUGGGACUUCCGCGUGGAGAAGGACGUGAAAGCGGCGUGGGCAGAAGUGUCAAAGAGGAACACCGCCCACGACCUGGAUUUCAUGCCCGAGAUUCACCUAGGUGACUAUUGCGGACCAUACGCCUUCUUUGACGAGCACCUGAAGACGAAGGACCUCGUUCUCCACCCGAGCUCGCUGGAGGACAUGCUGUCGAAGAAGAUGGACAAGUGCAAAGCGUGCAACGGAUACUGUGCGCAUCCAAAGAGUGCAGAGCAGAUCUGGGGUUCGUUUGGAGACGAUGCAUAG